AUGACCUCAGGUCCAGACUACAUAAAAGAUCACUUGGCUAAAGUUCACCAGCAUACCGCCUAUAUAGGAGAAAAGCGCCCAGCAUUAGAGAAAACUGGAGAUCUCAAAUAUUUAUGGAGAUCUGCCCUAAACCGAAGCCUACCAGCAAAAUAUAAACAUGAGCAUGUUGGUGAAAUUGGAUGGGGGAUACCAGAGUACAGUUUCAUCAACAGAUCAAGACUGGAGAGUGGCUUUCACGUCAAGGCUGGAGAACUAAGUCGUAGGCAGACUGACAAACUAAGCCACCGUUAUCAAAACCCAUGGCAACCGAGGCCUUCAGUCCUGGACAAGCAAAGAGGAUACAGUCGUGGUUUUCUUGCCUGGAAUAUGAGUGAUUACGAAGACUCCGAACAGAGAACCUCCAAAAGGGCUCUUCUUGUUCAAGAGAGUAAAUCACCAAGGCCUGUUCUGCCCCUCAAGCUGCCCAAGCUGCCAAGGAAGGAAGACAAGGUAAGCUGA
Molecule: messenger RNA, 498 nt
Organism: Onychomys torridus (southern grasshopper mouse)
Lineage: Eukaryota; Metazoa; Chordata; Mammalia; Rodentia; Cricetidae
Gene: Spmip2
Product: chromosome 6 C4orf45 homolog
Exons: 4
Coding region: 1-498 (165 amino acids)
Source: RefSeq, a predicted model, not a curated record